AUGGGUCAGGAACGGCUAGAAAAUCUUACUAUUAUUUCUACAGAAUCUGAGUUUUUAAAGGACCUGAAUAAUGAAAAUCUAAUUAAUGAAUUUGUCAAAGACAAAAUCCACACAGACUCUGGCAAGGACCCCAAGAGCAACGACAAUGAAAAAUUUUACCUUUGCUUUCGACCAGGUAUCCCAGGAAACGGCAACUCAAGCAGAAUUCUUUUUAGACUUGUACAAUCUGCCGUUGACGUCUGUGUUUUCGCGUACGGACAAACUGGAUCAGGAAUAACCUAUACCAUGCAAGGUUCUGAAGAUCCUGAAGACAUGGGAAUGAUUCCCAGAGCAAUUAAUUUAAUUUUCGACACGAUUCAAGACAUGGACAUUUCUAAAUGCCAUUAUGUCGAUACAGCCAGCUUUUUAGAGAUAUACAAUGAAAAUGUAAGGGACCUGUUGAAUUCUGAUAAAAACCAGAAGUUAGAAAUUAUGUACAAUAAAGGAAGAGGGACAUCAGUUCCAAAUUUAACACUGAAGGAAAUUAGCUCGUUUGAAGAUUUUGGAAAAUACCAGAAGCACGCUGUUACGAAAAUCACUAUCCAUGGGACGAAAAUCACUUCUUCAAACGAAGAAACUGCGAAUGAAACUUGGACCGGUUCAGUCAACCUGGUAGACCUAGCCGGUACGGAAUCAAUGAAGUCAGGUAGUAAAGCUCGCGCAACCGAAACAAAACACAUAAAUCAGAGUUUGCCAACCCUGAAAAAUGUGAUUUUAGCCUUACGCAAUAAGGAUAAACAUAUUCUGUAUAGGAACUCAAAACUGACAUACUUAUUACAACCCUCUUUGGGAGGAAAUUCCUCCAGAACGCUGAUGUUGUUAGUUAAUAUGUCUCCUUUCGAGGAGACAUACAAUGAAAAUAUAAAUGCAUUAAGAUUUGCUAGUACUGUCAAAGAGGUAAAGACAAAGAUAGUUUACGAACAAUAAAUACCUAUGUAAGUUUAGUAAGUUAAGUAAAUAUAGAUAAGCAAAAUUAUUGGCUAAAACUCGUAAAGUGAAUGUAAAUAUAAAAGGAAAUAUAUAAAAUGAUGAAGGAUCAUGAAAGUCAUCAUCAUAUAUUUCCUUUUAGAUUCACAUUCACUUUACGAGUUUUAGCCAAUAAUUUUCCUUAUGUAUAUUUCUACUCGAUUAUAUUCAACAUCCUUUUAUACAGUGCGGUGGAAUAAGUGUUAGCCCCCCCCCCUGUUUACUUGUUUAUUUUAAGAAUAUAAGCAAAACGCUCGGACAGGUCGAUUUUUAAAUUAACCAUAGUAUAUUAUAGCAUCAACGUUUCGAACUUUACGCGAUCCCUCUUCAGGUGACAGCCAUAACUUUGAUUUUUUUAAAUGGGAAAGUACAUCAUGCGAUACUUCAUUUAAAAGCUCUUAAAAUACUGAUAUCAAAAAUGUAUAAUACUUCACUCCUAUUUGAGAGAGUAGGCGCAAAAUUUCAGUCGAAUUAUUUUUAAAUACAUUUAUUUUUUUCGAAUCCUGAAGUAUUUUUGAAAAAUUUAAACGCAGAAUGAAAUAUUACAGUAUUAUCGAGAGUCAAGAGUCCCUAAGAACUUCUAUUAUAAAAGUUAUUUUAAUAUGUCACAGGGGUGAAAAAAGGAGAAAAUUUAGUCUAAUAUUUAAUUUCAAAUAUUUCAAUCAUUCAAAAUAAACUUUUGUUUAGUCUAAGGGACUUUCAGCCCUUCGUAAUAAUCUAAUCUUUCAUUAUGCGUUUAAAUUUUUCAAAAAUACUUACUCGUUUUCUCAGAAUUCGAAAAAAAUAAAUGCAUUUUAAAAUAAUUCGACCGAAAUUUUGCGCCUACGCUCUCAAAUAGGAGUGAAGUAUUAUACAUUUUUGUAAUCAGUAUUUUAAAAGCUUUUAAAUGAGGUGUGACAUAAUGUACUUUCCCAUUUAAAAAAAUCAAAGUUAUGGCUGUCACCUGAAGAGGGAUCGCGUAAAGUUCGAAACGUUGAUGCUAUAAUAUACUAUGAUUAGUUUAAAAAUCGACCUGUUCGAGCGUGUUGCUUAUAUUCUUAAAAUAAACAAGUUAACGGGGGGGGUAACACUUAUUCCACCGCACUGUACCUAUAUACACUGACUGGCACGAAAAACGGUCACCCCACAAAAUAGGUCAUUUUUGAUGCCUCGAAUUUCCUAAACCUGUUAUCCGAUUUAAGUGAUUUCUUAAUAUGUUAUAGCCUUAUUCUUUAGCAAUAUCGCUGUAAUAAUAUUGUUGCUAGACAGGUAAAUUGUCAUUUCAUACUGGGUGUACCAAUCAAACUAUGUAUGUUUUUUUCUCAAAGUUCACCACACACUGUGGAAUAUUCUAGCAUUUAUAAAUUACUGAAAUUAAAACCCAACUAUAGUUUAUAGGUUUUGGUGAAAUCUUCCGUUUUUCUGGAAAUCUAAUCUGUCUAAAAACAAGGAAAUCCUUGAAAUGCAAAAGGAAAUGAAUGAAGCAUAUUCAAGGAAGAUCGCGGCUCAGCAACAAGAUCUAGAAACUAUUAAAAUGACCGACAAGUUUAUAGAAUCGUUGCAACAACAAAUAGCAACGUUACAACAAGAGCAGGAACAAGAUAAAGUAACAAAGGAAGAAAAUUAUAGACUUCAGUUAUUGGUCAACGAGCUGGAAAGGAAGGCUGGUCAAGUUGUCGACUUGAACAAUACAAAUCUAAUGUUAAGAAAGCAAAAUUUCCGGCUUAAAAAUGAAAAGAGACAACUCCAAAACAGUAUCCAGGAUUUGAGAGGUAUGUUUUUUAUUCUAUUUAUUUGUUGAGUAUAGAGUGAGUUUUAUGUAUGGAAACCUUCAAUUCUCUCGGAAAGGGCUUGCACGAUUUUUAUAUGUCAUGUCAACUAGCCAUGUUCUUCAUUAAUAUAGGAUGUUUCUAAAUAAGUUCGACAAACUUUCUGGGAUAAUUUUGCAUGAAGAAAUAAUGACCGUUUGCUUUAUAAACGUAUGUCCGCAAAUGCUUCGUUUCCGAGACACGGGAUGUUGAAUUUUUUCUUACAAACUGAUGAUUUAUUUAUUGCUCUAAAACCGGUUGAGAUAUGCAAAUGAAAUUUGGUAGGUUUUGAGAGGUAGUCGUUGCGCAUUUUUUGACAUACAAUUAAAAUUUUUAUAUCCGCCAUUGCCGUGCUUACGGGUAAUAUUACCCGUCAUAUUACCAUUGCGCACGCCAAUGGUGAAUAUAAAAUUCUUAAUUGUAUGUCAAAAAUGCGCAAUAACCGCUUCUUAAAACCUACCAAAUUUCAUUUGCAUAUCUCAAUCGGUUUUAGAGCAAUAAAUAAAUCGUCAGUUUGUAAGAAAAAAUUCAACAUCCCGUAUCUCGGAAACGAAGCAUUUGCGGACAUACGUUUAUCAAGCAAACGGUCAUUAUUUCUUCAUGCAGAAUUAUCCCAGAAAGUUUGUCGAACUUAUUUAGAAACAUCCUAUAUUGAUGAAGAACAUGGCUAGUUGUUAAAGUACCUAACAUUUUUAUUAUCCAACAUAAGCGAAUGAAUCAAAAAACAGAAUGUUAAAAGAACCCGAGGCUAUAGUUGGGUUUUAAUUUAAUUAUUUUAUAAAUGACGGAAUAUUCCACAGGGUGUGGUGAACUUUCAGAAAAAAAAAACACAGUUUGAUUGGUACACCCUGUAUACAAUGACAAUUUACCUCUCUAGCAACAAUAUUAUUACAGCGAUAUUGGUAAAGAAUAAGGCUUUAACAUGUUAAAAAAAAUCACUUAAAUCGGACAACAGGUUUAGGAAAUUCGAGGCAUCAAAAAUGACCCAUUUUGUGGGGUGCCCGUUUUUCGUGCCGGUCAGUGUAUACAUUAUAUAAGAGAAAAUAAUAAAAGAAUAUGCGCUACCUAGAAUUAUCUCUAGAAUUAAGUAUAAAAUUAAGUAUUAAUAUAUUUUGGUUGUAAAAUGUUUGUGUUUAGGCAAUACGUAAAGUAUCCUUAACAAUAGUAACCUAUACUUAUUGUACGGUUAUAGAGUAUAUUCCCAUAGGUAAGCUGGUUAAGAGUAGAUAACGAUUUUUCAUAUGUAAUUUAAAGUAUUAUCUGCAUAAAUGGCACAAAGAAUAUUUGCUACGAGAGGUAUAUGGUUCAAAAUGCAUACAGUAUCACGACUAAUAAGUUAUGUUCACAUACAUGUAGAGUACUUACAGUUUUAUUCCUUGAUGACGUGUCACAUCAGAGCUCUGAUUGAAUUCCAUAAUCCAUUUGGUUCAUUUGUAAGGCACUCACUAAUACGCUAAAUAAAUCAUCGUCGAUAAUACUGAGCAGAUUGAAUUAUCUGAGCGGUAUAAAACGAUAGCAAAAAAAGCCGGUAAAAUGCGGCCUUUUUACGAAUAGCGGGAGCGUCGAUAGAUUAGAGAUGAUUCUCGUUAGGAAGCUUUUGACGAUCUGCCCCGGCGAGGGGUUCAAAUGCGAGUCUCAA
Diabrotica virgifera virgifera (western corn rootworm) is the source of this 4431-nucleotide messenger RNA. Its product is annotated as carboxy-terminal kinesin 2-like. Gene Ontology annotation, cellular component: kinesin complex; microtubule. Gene Ontology annotation, molecular function: ATP binding; microtubule binding; ATP hydrolysis activity. Lineage: Eukaryota; Metazoa; Arthropoda; Insecta; Coleoptera; Chrysomelidae. Gene Ontology annotation, biological process: microtubule-based movement. The record is from RefSeq and is a predicted model, not a curated record.